Messenger RNA from Adineta steineri, 465 nucleotides. The record is from the annotation of a GenBank genome assembly. Lineage: Eukaryota; Metazoa; Rotifera; Eurotatoria; Adinetida; Adinetidae.
AUGAUGAAUGCACUUCUACAUUCAUCAGAAGUUGAAGAAUCAAAUGAAGAAAACGCAUCUGAUCGUGGUUUGUUAAGUUGCCUUUUAUGGAAUAAACUUGAAGGUGAUCCUACUGAACUUCUUAAAAAGGUAUUAAAACCACCAUAUCAAGUUCCAUCUACAUUUCCACGACAGUUAAAUGAAGGUGCUUACGGAUGUUAUCGAUUUGCUUAUUCAAAUACAGGAUCUGGUGCUCAAGCAUGUUAUGAUAAAAAUGGUAAUUUUAUAAGUGAUCCAUGGAGAGGUGGUAGUACAGUUGACCAAGAAACUCUAUCGGGUGAUUUGAUUCAAUCAGCUAAACAUGUAGCUUGUGAUAUUGUACCUUAUAGUUGUUGUCAAACGUUCUUUUCACCUCAAUCAUAUACAUGCAAUCUCUAUUAUGAAAAACGGCCAACAGGACAAUGUGAAAAUAAAACUGCUAUUUAA